CAUUCAUCCUGGGUUGCCGAAGCACAGGCGGGAGUGUACAGCGCUGUGUCGUCAGGUCCUCACCAUGGAGCUAGCUCACAGUCUGCUGCUCAAUGAAGAAGCCCUGGCCCAGAUCACUGAAGCAAAGAGGCCUGUCUUCAUCUUCGAAUGGCUUCGCUUCUUGGAUAAAGUGCUUGUGGCGGCAAAUAGGGUGGAUGUGAAGGAGAAGCAGAAGAAGCUGGUGGAACAGCUGACGGGGUUGAUCAGCAGCGCUCCAGGUCCGCCGACAAGAAAACUACUGUCCAAAAAUCUCGCCACCCUCUACAGCAUCGGCGACACGUUCACUGUUUUCCAGACUUUGGAUAAAUGCAAUGAAAUCAUUAAAAGCAAAGAUGACACACCCGCAUACUUGCCAACAAAACUUGCUGCAGUGGCAUGUGUUGGAGCUUUUUAUGAGAAGAUGGGGAGGAUGCUGGGAAGCUCCUUUCCAGACACAAUUAAUAAUCUUUUGAAGGCAUUAAAGAGUGCAGAGUCCCAAGGCAGAGCAGAGAUCCUCUUGAGCCUGCAGAAGGUGCUCAAUGGGCUGGGUGGGGCUGCAACUUCAUGUCACAGAGACAUCUACAAGAAUGCCCGCUCUCUACUCACAGACAGGUCCAUGGCAGUACGCUGUAUGAUAGCAAAGUGCCUUCUGGAGCUGCAGAAUGAGGCAGUCUUCAUGUGGACCACAGAACUGGAGAAUGUGGCCACGUUGUGUUUCAAGGCCCUGGAAGGAUCAAACUAUGGCGUCCGGGUCGCAGUGGCUAAACUGCUGGGGACAGUCAUGGCUACUGCAUUGUUGCCCAAACACGCAGCUGUGAUGCGACAGAAUGUGAAGCGAGCCACUCUUGAGGAGGUGCUGGAACUCAUGGCCACUGGAUUUCUGCGUGGUGGAUCUGGCUUCCUGAAGAGCGGCGGAGAGAUGUUGAAGGGGGGAGGCUCUGUCAGCAGGGAGGUGCGGGUGGGCAUCACACAGGCCUACGUUGUGUUUGUGACCACACUUGGUGGCCAGUGGCUGGAGCGUAACUUUGCCACAUUCCUGUCCCAUGUCUUGGACCUAGUGUCCCACCCGCGGGCCACGCAGACACACGUGGAGGCGGUGUACUCACGCCGCUGUGUCUCCUUCAUGCUUCAUGCCACCCUGGGAGGUUUACUUGGAGAGAAGGCACAAAUUGCAGCUGGCAAAGAAAUCUGCCAAGCCAUCAGCAAGCAAAUGAGGGCUGUGGAAGCCGUUGUGAAUGACAUCAGUGGAGAGAACAAGUCUGGGGCAGCCGACGUCUCUGCCAGCCAGCAUGUUAUGGUGUGUGCCCUGAAAGAACUUGGCAGUCUAGUCCAAAGCUUGAGUGCCACAGCUUCACCGCUCAUCCAGGAGCCUUCUAUAGGACUUCUUGAGACUGUGACGUCAGUGCUGCUGCACCCAAGCAUGGCAGCUCGUUUGGCGGCUGCUUGGUGCCUACGCUGUGUUGCCGUGGCUCUACCAUAUCAGUUGACCCCACUGCUGGACCGCUGCGCGGAGAGAAUCAACAACUUGAAGAAUUCCCCUGAAGCUGUGAGCGGCUACAGCUUUGCGAUGGCUGCCCUGCUGGGAGGCAUACACCAGUGUCCACUGGGUAUCCCCCACUCCAAGGGCAAGUUGGUUGUGAGCAUAGCUGAAGAUCUAUUGCGAACAGCUGCUCAGAACAGUCGACUGUCCCUGCAGCGUACACAGGCUGGAUGGCUUCUGUUAGGGGCCCUCAUGACUCUCGGUCCCUCCCUUGUUCGCUAUCACCUCCCUAAGAUGCUGCUGCUGUGGAGGAAUGUGUUUCCUCGCUCCCAGAAGGAGCUGGAGGCAGAAAAGGUCAGGGGAGACUCCUUCAGCUGGCAGGUCACCCUGGAGGGCCGAGCUGGAGCUCUUUGUGCAAUGCGUAGCUUUGUGGCCCACUGUCCCGAGCUGCUUACAGAAGAUGUGAUCCGGAGACUGAUGACGCCUAUUGAAUGUGCGAUGACCAUGAUGUCUCAUGUCCCUGCCAUCAUUAAGGUCCAUGGUGCUCAUCUGAAAGCAAGCGCAGCAAUGGUGAGGCUCAGGUUGUAUGACAUCCUGGCUCUAUUGCCUCCUAAGACCUAUGAAGGCAGUUUCAAUGCCCUCCUGAGGGAGCUGGUAGCUGAGUUCACUUUGACUGACAACUCGGCCAACACCACCACCUCUUUGCUGCGCUCUCUCUGUCACUAUGACGACAGUGUGCUCAUGGGCUCCUGGCUACAAGAGACUGACCACAAGUCCAUCGAGGAUCAGCUGCAGCCCAACAGUGCGUCUGGCAGCGGGGCUCUGGAACAUGAUCCCUCCUCCAUCUACCUGCGUAUCCCUGUAGGCGAGGCCAUCCCAGGACCUCUUCCUCUGGGUGUGUCUGUCAUCGAUGCCUCCGUGGCUCUGUUUGGUGUGGUUUUCCCCCACGUCUCCUUCAAACACAGGCUGCAGAUGCUAGACCACUUUGCAGAGUGUAUAAAGCAGGCUAAAGGUAUUCGACAGCAGGCAGUCCAACUGAACAUCUUUACUGCAGUCCUUAGUGCCCUCAAGGGUUUGGCCGAGAACAAGAGUACUCUGGGACCCGAGGAGGUGCGCAAAUCAGCGCUGGCACUGGUAAUGGGAGCUAUGGACAAUCCUAACCCCAUUCUGCGCUGUGCUGCCGGAGAGGCCCUGGGCAGGAUGGCUCAGGUGGUGGGAGAGGCUACAUUCAUCGCCAGAAUGGCACAGACCAGCUUUGACAAAUUGAAGUCGGCCCGGGAUGUAGUCUCAAGGACAGGCCAUUCACUGGCUCUUGGCUGUCUGCAUCGAUAUGUUGGAGGAAUUGGCUCAGGCCAGCACUUAAAGACCAGUGUCAGUAUCCUAUUGGCUUUGGCCCAGGAUGGGUCGUCUCAUGAGGUCCAGACAUGGGCUCUACACUCUCUGGCUCUGAUCGUCGACUCCAGUGGUCCCAUGUACAGAGGCUACGUGGAACCCACUCUGUCCCUGGUGCUCACCCUGCUCCUCACCGUGCCGCCAUCUCACACAGAGGUGCAUCAGUGUUUGGGCCGCUGUCUGGGAGCUCUCAUCACCACUGUUGGACCCGAACUACAGGGAAAUGGAGCCACUAUUUCGACCAUCCGCUCAUCCUGCCUGGUUGGUUGUGCCAUAAUGCAGGACCACUCUGACUCCCUAGUGCAGGCGGCUGCUAUCUCGUGUCUGCAGCAGCUGCACAUGUUCGCUCCUCGCCAUGUCAACCUGUCCAGCCUGGUGCCCUGUCUCUGUGUGCACCUAUGCAGCUCUCACCUGUUGCUGCGUCGUGCUGCUGUGGCCUGCCUGAGACAGCUUGCCCAGCGAGAGGCAGCAGAGGUCUGCGAGUAUGCAAUGAACCUUGCAAGGAGAGCAGGCGACAGCAAAGACAGUAGGAUCAAGCUGAACAUCACAGAGACCGGUCUGGAGGGUGUUCUGUUUGGCAUGCUGGAUCGUGAGACCGACAGGAAGCUGUGUUCUGAUAUCCAUGAUACACUAGGCCACAUGCUGUCAUCUCUUGCUGUGGAGAAGCUUUCUCAUUGGCUGAAACUCUGUAAGGAUGUCCUGGCAGCAACUACAGAAGUAGCUGUAGUGGUUACAUUCGAGGUGGAAAAGGAUGAGGAGGACUCAGAGAAAAAGGACGAGAUGGACGAUGACACCAUGUUCACAGGCCUGGGCGAAGAUGACAAGUCCAAGCCCUCUGUGGCUCCACGCUGGGUGACGCGGGUCUUUGCUGCAGACUGCUUGUGCCGCAUCAUCCUGCUGUGUGAGAAUGCAGACAAAGCGCAUUUCGACCUGGCAACUGCCCGCUCUGCAAAAGCCAAGAACCCCAAAGGAGAUCUGUUGGUUCUCCAUUUGUCUGACCUCAUCCGCAUGGCCUUCAUGGCAGCAACGGACCACAGUAACCAGCUUAGAAUGGCUGGCCUGCAGGCCUUGGAGGACAUCAUUAAAAAGUUUGCAUCAGUACCGGAGCCAGAGUUCCCAGGGCACGUUAUCCUGGAACAAUACCAGGCCAAUGUCGGAGCUGCCCUCAGACCUGCAUUUUCACCUGACACACCGUCUGAUAUAACAGCUAAGGCAUGCCAGGUGUGUAGCGCAUGGAUUGGAAGUGGUGUGGUAAGUGACCUUAAUGACCUUCGGCGAGUCCACAACCUGCUCGUGUCAUCGCUUGACAAGGUACAGGCUGGGAAGGGCUCAUCCAGUCAGCUGUACAGUGAAAGUGCCACCACCAUGGAGAAACUGGCUGUGCUGAAGGCGUGGGCUGAGGUGUAUGUGGUGGCGAUGAAGAUCAAAAAAGAGGCGGAGUCUAAGCCUGCCAAGCCGGUGCGAAGUGUAGAGGAUGACGAGGAUGAUGAGGAUGUGGGUGCAAACGUUCUUCCGCCCGACAGUCUCAUCAUCUUGGUGCAGCCAGAGCUGCCGUCGCUGAGCCGCCUGUGGCUGGCCAUGCUGCGAGACUACGCUCUGCUCACCCUGCCUGCCGAGUUCUCCAGUCAGCUGCCCCCUGACGGUGGAGCAUUUUAUACACCCGAGACUAUAGACACAGCAAGGGUCCACUACCGCAGCUCUUGGGCCCCGGUCCUGCAUGCUGUGGCCCUUUGGCUGAGCAGCACUGGGUUUGGAGCUGGUGAAGAGAAAGAAGAAGCCCCUUCAGCUCCUUACAAGACUCCUAACUUCCCUCAAGACGCCCUCUCCGCUACAAAGACCUUUGAGGAGUCCGUCAAUGACAAGAUGCAUCUAAUGUUGGGUGUCAGUAUAGAGUUUCUUUGCUUUCCCCGGCCUGAGGAGCCCAUUGAGCAUGUGACGUCUUGUCUCUGGGCACUUUGCACUCUGCUAGAAUCUCCUUGUGCUAAGACCCACAUCGCUGAGGAUCAGCUACUGGCAGUGGAGCUCCUCAACGUGCUCCACAGGUUGCUGUUGACCCGGGACCCUCUAGCCAUCCAGCUGCAGGUCACUGCCGUUGUACAGGAGACCAUCAGGGCUGCACAGGACCACCUGCAGAGACAGAAGAACAGCAAAGGCAAAGAGGAAGAAGGCGAGAAAGACUCUCAGCCGGGCCUUGGAGAAGGAGGAGACACAGGGGAGCUCGUCCCCGGCAAGUCUUUAGUGUUUGCGGCAAUGGAGCUGCUCGUGUUCAUCCUGGUCCGCCACUUACCACAGCUUAAUACACGUGUGAGGGAGUCGCCCAGCCACGCGCCACUCAGACCUCAGCGGCUACCCGAAGAAAGUGCACGCCUUGUGGCCAACACAGUCGCCAUCUUGGCAGAACUGCCCUCACUCUGCUCUCCUGCUGGAAGCAUGACUAUCUUACCUACAGUGCUCUUUCUAAUCACUGGGGUGCUGAGGGAAACUGCUGUUAAGACUUCUGACAGUUCGGUUCCUGUGACCGUGUCAGCUGCCCUGCAGGGCAUCAAGACCAUCAUCACCUCGCCACUGGCCCAGGCAGAGAGUAUUCAGACACAGUGGCCCUGCCUUGUGAGGAGCAGCUUGGCAUCUGUGCUCGAGUCCUCACAGCCAGAUGAGUCCAGACCUGACAUGGAUGAGAUCAGUAUGUUGACAGCAAUUACCCUCUUCCUGCUGUCUGCCAGCGGUGAACUUGUAGGAGUGACAGUCCUGCAGAAGGGCUGCAUGGAGAGCUUCCGAAAUGGCCUGAACUCAAGUGAUCCAGGGGUUCAAGCCCGGUGUUACCAGCUGCUCUUGUCAGUGUUCCAGCACUCCAGCCGCGCCCUGUCUACACCGUACAUUCAUGCUCUGGCUCCACUCAUGGUGGAGAAGCUGAAGGCAGUGGAGCGCAGUCGGCCGGGGACUGUUGCCGAGCUGCAUGCCGUGCAGGAGGGCAUCAGGGUCCUGGAGAAUCUGGUUAGCAUGGGUGAAGAGCAGAACCGUGUGCAGUUGCUGGCUCUUCUUGUGCCAACUCUCAUCUCCUAUCUUCUGGAUGAUAACGCAAUCUCCUCUGAGACCCAAAUCUCCAGAGGCCUGCAUGAGUUUGCCCUUCAGAACCUAAUGCGGAUUGGACCCCUCUAUCCAGCUGCAUUCAAGAUAGUUAUUGGUGCAGCACCUGAGCUUAAAAGUCGUCUGGAAUCUGCUAUACGCGCCAACCAGGCCAGCAACAAAGCCAAAGCUGCAGCCAGACUAGCGCAGCCAGCUGUGCAGGCUGCACCAACCAUCAAACUAAAGACGAGCUUCUUCUGAACAACCCUGAGAACGCACUGCGCACUCCCACAGCCUAAUUUUAUUUUGUCGUCUUUGAUUUAUUUACUGUGUUUUCUGUCAACAGAGUACCACAUGUCUGUAACUACAUUUUCUUAAAUGUAUUUAUUUAUCCCAUCUUUGUUUUUGAUGAGUGGGAACUCUUUUUGAAGUCAAGAAGGCAAUUGUAUAAAUAUCAUUAAAAAGCCUUUGAAUGUUCAUUUAAAAAAAAAUCACUUUAAAAUCUGAAGGAAAUAUUGAUUGUGUGAAUGAAUGUUACAUCUCUGGACUUGAGGCCCAUUAUUAAAGGGACACACUUUUUUAUUAGUUUUUUCCCCCCCUGAUCUUAUUUUUAUCUGGACAUCAUCUCUCAUUGUCCAGAUGUUUACUGUGCUAUUUCUCAAUGCGACCUUUCCUCACCAUGAGCAUGGCAGAUAUUUAAUUCUACUCAUGUGUUUCUUUAAUGGCACUGGUUUAGUUUACGAUCUCAGGAUCUGCUGAUUGUUACCAAUCCGUUUUUUUUAUCCUUCUUUCUUUUGGUCUGAAUCGGUGCUUUACUCUUAAACGAUGUUAACAUUCCUACCACGUAUUCUUAAAUGGUAACAUAUUAAAAUUUUUAGAUUUUGAAUUGUUUUUAGUAAGAAAUUGCUAUUCUCCUAGAGAUAAUGAUAAUGGCUCUGCUGUUUAUUGGAGGAAUGUUGCGUUUAAUUGUAGCACUACAUAUCAUAUUUAUUAUUUUUUUGGGGGGGCUUUUAGAUUUCAAUGAAGUCCACACAUAAUUUCAAAAGCAGUCUUAUGUAUGUGUGACAGCCACAUGAACACAUUGGUGGACUUGUUGAAAAUGCCCUUUGUAAUAUUGCGCUGUCAUUUCUUUGAAAUGUGAAUAAAGUUGCUUUGACCUCA
Limanda limanda (common dab) is the source of this 7114-nucleotide messenger RNA. RefSeq names its product HEAT repeat containing 5B (gene heatr5b). Gene Ontology annotation, biological process: retrograde transport, endosome to Golgi; endocytosis; intracellular protein localization. The transcript has 36 exons. NCBI's taxonomy places the organism in Eukaryota, Metazoa, Chordata, Actinopteri, Pleuronectiformes, Pleuronectidae. Gene Ontology annotation, cellular component: Golgi apparatus; membrane; endocytic vesicle. The record is from RefSeq and is a predicted model, not a curated record. The coding region runs from base 65 to 6214 and encodes 2049 amino acids.